Molecule: messenger RNA, 671 nt
Organism: Triticum dicoccoides
Lineage: Eukaryota; Viridiplantae; Streptophyta; Magnoliopsida; Poales; Poaceae
Exons: 4
Coding region: 78-671 (197 amino acids)
Source: RefSeq, a predicted model, not a curated record
ACUGGCAAGAGGACUCACGAGUUAUCACGGGUGAAAAUGCAGGGCCUUCAUGCAGCACGUGGCAUCAGCCAGCACCCAUGUACCUGCCAUCGACGUCAUACACAGCGUAUUACGCUGGUGGUGACACGGCAAUCGUCCCGUGGCAAGCUUCACAAAUUGCAGGUGGAGCACGACAUUUUGGUGUCACAGACCACACAAGAUGGCCAAAUGCAGCACAACAAGAACCUACAACUACAGUGAACAGCGGUGCGGGGACAUCUACUGCGGGGAGCUCUGAGCGCACGGAAGACGCGUUCCACCAGCCAGCAAACUGUCAUGCCGCAAACAAUUUCGAGUCAGAGUCGGGAAUGGCAAUCAUUCCAGCAAUGCCGACGAGCACCCCUUUGAACACAAGCACUAGCAACACUCGAGUAGAUGGAACUGCCGCCGAUACUGAAGCGAAUGAUGAAACUGACGACGACGCACAAGAGGAUGAAGAUGGUGGGCAAUUCGAGAUCGUGGUACCUCAGCCACCAUACAUUGGGCAGAGAUUUGGAUCGUUCGCAGAAGCAAAGGAAUACUACCAGGCAUACGCAAAGUUCCAUGGAUUUGCGGUCAACACCGAUUGCCAUGUUUUAUGCAAUGUGCUUCCAUUGGGGAAUAUUGGUGUGGAAAUGACGAUAUCCAGUUGA